ACACGCUUUGAAAGUAACAUGACGUUGAAACUGAUACAAAUACAUCUGUAGAUUUAGUAAUACAAACUCCGUCUGUAUGGUAGCGCGUAGUUAUCUUAAUAAGAUAAUAUUUAAAUUGUUUCUGAUAAAACUAGUUCCAUUCAGUGUGUAGUUGUGAAGCGCGCGAAAGAGAAUGUUGGAAUCUGAAGGAAACGCCGUCAUCAAGCCCAAGCGGAUGAUUCUGCUCGACGUGCUGAUGGCGUGUUGGGGGAUGAGCACGUGGCUGGGCGUCAACGGCAUGUAUGUGCAGCUGCCGUUGUUGGUGCAAGAGCUGCCCGAGGGCUGGGCGCUGCCCACCUCCAUGACCGUGGCCGUGUCCUCCGCCAACAUCGGCCUGAUCGUGUACGCGGCGCUGCGUCGGGUUGUUCCACGCGUACUAGACUCACACUACAUCUUAGGACUACUAGUUACAGUAACUUUAUCCCUGUUCAUCAAUGCGUUUGUGUACACAGAAACAGCCGUAGUCGGAACCACCGAGCGUUCGGUUGCGUUUCUCAUAUUAACGUUUUUCGUGGCAUUAGUGGGAUGUACUAGUUCAGUGCUGUUCUAUCCGUACUUGAGACAUUUCAGGGAUAUUUAUUUAGCCACGUACCUGGUUGGGGAAGGAUUGAGUGGAUUUUUACCUAGUAUUAUAGCACUAAUACAAGGUGCGAGUGGCGCCCCAGAGUGUAUCCCGUCGACUGACAAUACAACCAUAGAGGCGCAUUACCCGCCGCCGCGUUUCGAGCCCAAGGUGUUCAUGCUACUGCUCAGUGGUCUCGCCGUCAUCAGUGUGGUUAGUUUCGUAUUUAUAGAUAAAACCGAAAAAUUCUCAUCAGAGAAAAAUUCCAAAGCGAUCGAAAAUCACGGAUCCAGUGAAGAACUGAAAGAGAAAGAACCAGAAGGAUCAGAAGACGAACACUCUUGGUAUCACCCACGUUGGAUUUCUUUGACAAUUCUGGUGGUGGUUUUGAAUGCUUUAUCGAAUGGAGCGAUGCCUUCGAUUCAAUCGUAUUCAUGCAUGCCCUAUGGGAAUGACGUGUAUCACCUGGCAGUGACACUGAGCACGAUGGCCAAUCCGACCGCGUGCCUGGUGGGCGUGUGGCUGCUGGCGUCGCCGCGAUUGCUGGCGUCGCUGCUGCUGCUGGCCGGCUUGCCUUUCGGAUUCAUCCUCAGCACAGCACUGAUGAGUCCGACACCGCCGCUUAUUGAUACCGCCGGCGGGGAUGCUCUAGUGGUGAUGUCAUGGGUGAUAUUGACAGCGGUGAUCUCAUAUUCGCGCAUGUGGACGCUGUCGCUCGGGCGGCACGGCGGUGUCGGAGUCAUGCGCUCGCUCGGCGCGUUCUGCCAGCUCGGUUCGCUUGUCGGCUCGCUCACCUUGUUCGCCAUCGUCAACUAUACUGACACCUUUAUACAGGCCCCGGCCUGUCCAGCGCUUUAAAUCUAAGUACCGCUUCUUGGAUUGAUUAUUCGUUUAUUUUUUUACAUUAGUCCAAACUCCAAAGUAUUUUUUAUGUGAUCUCAAAUGAAUAAAUUAUAUUGAGGUAAUUUUUGGCAGAAGUUACUAUAUUUAAAACGUGGUAAACUUCAAACCAUAAAUACACAGAAAUUAUCCUACUAAUAUUAAAAAUCAUAAAUGUCAAAGUCUAUGAGGAUGUGUGUAGGUAUUGACUGUCGGUCUACUGGAAGGAUUGUUAUGAAAUUUGGUACGCGGGUGGAAUAUAACCUGAAAACCUAAAAUAACUUUACUUUUAUCCUGAAAUUCCCAUGGGAGCGAAGCCCCGGGAAUAAUAAAAUUAUCACUUUGUUAAAAUACGACUAUAAUUAGGUCUGUUAUUUUAGUUAUGUUUUACUAUAACACCUAGGUAUACUAACUACUACUAACUAAACUACAUAUUAUGUAUAUAUUAACUACACUAACUACUAAUAAUUUAAUAUACGUACGCAAUUAUAAAAAAUACAAAAAGUUAUUUACUUAUUAUAAAACUCUCAAAAAUGUGUUUUUAGUACA
Molecule: messenger RNA, 2029 nt
Organism: Plodia interpunctella (Indianmeal moth)
Lineage: Eukaryota; Metazoa; Arthropoda; Insecta; Lepidoptera; Pyralidae
Product: riboflavin transporter 2-like
Exons: 3
Coding region: 173-1459 (428 amino acids)
Biological process (GO): riboflavin transport
Cellular component (GO): plasma membrane
Molecular function (GO): riboflavin transmembrane transporter activity
Source: RefSeq, a predicted model, not a curated record